GAGCCUGGACGAACUGUUUGAGGAUGUGUGAAGAACCGAGAGCUGAGGAACACACACACACACACACACACACACACACACACGCACACACACACACACACACGCACGCACGCACACACACGCCCUUUCUGGUCGGAGAGAGAUGGAGACGGCAGCAAAGAGUGAAGAUGUGAGGUGGAUGAGAGGAAUGAAGACGAAGAGCUGCACAGACAUGUGGGACUGAGUUGCUGGUUCACAUCGGUCGGAGAAGUUUGAAGGAGUGUUGCUCUCAUGGCAGGACCCGCCCCGCAGGAGCCCGUCAAGACCCAGCAGAAGUGCAUCGCCACGCUGGCCCUCUUCUGCUGCUCUGCUGUGCUGAUGGUGCUCAUCUUCUCCUCCGUGGACAUCUGGGGGGACAGCGAGGAUGGGAUCACGGAGGAAAACUGCAGCAGAGACUGCAGGAUUGUGCUGGCGGAGAACAUCCCAGACGACCUCUCUCUCCACGUGGACGGCAGGCAUCACAUUCCUCUUUCUGUCGGCUUCCACUCACUCCUAGAACAAGCAAAGCUCUCGGUGGAGGUGGUGUCGUCUGUCUGGGAUUUAAAUGCUUGGGAUCUGGAGCCAACACCCGGCACUGCAGCACAGGGUCAGCUUCUGUUCCAGAGACUGCUCCGGCUGAAAUCUCGUGGGGUUAAGCUGAAGAUCGCCAGCAGUCUGACAAACUCUUCCGAGCUUAAAGCCCUGGCAGCACACAAUGCCCAGGUUCGUUUUGUCAAUAUGACAGCUCUCACCAAAGGAGGCCUCCACUCCUCAUUCUGGAUAGUAGACCGGACGCACAUUUACAUCGGAAGCGCUGAAAUGGACUGGAGGUCCCUGUCCAAGAGGAAAGAACUUGGAGUGGUGGUGUAUAACUGCAGCUGUCUCGCUCUGGACCUCCACAGAGUUUUUUCAUUUUACUGGCAGCUUCAUGACAGGGACUAUAUCCCCUCCAUCUGGUCGAAGAGAGUUACAGCCCUCUACGGGAAGCAUGAGGCCCUGGAGCUGCAGCUCAAUACCACACCGGCUACCGCUUAUCUGUCUACCUCCCCUGAACACUUCUGUCCCAAAGAUCGUACAAGAGAUUUAGACGCUAUCCAUCAAGUCAUACAGAGCGCAAAGACGUUUAUCUUCAUUUCUGUGACCGAUUAUCUUCCUCUGGUCAAAAGGAGUUUCAGAGGCACUUCAGUCACGAGGUAUUGGUCGCCUAUCGAUGAGCUGAUCAGAGAAGCUGUGGUGCUCAGAGGAGUCAAGGUCCGCCUGCUCAUAAGCUUCUGGAAGAAGACUCACCCCCUCACCUUUAACUUUGUGACCUCGCUCAAGACUCUGUGCAUGCAGCUUCACAACUGUUCCCUGGAGGUGAGGUUUUUCAGUCACAAGGAGCAGAAAGAGGACUUUCAACUGGGUCUUAACCACAACAAGUACAUGGUGACCGACAACGCUGUCUACCUCGGAACCCACGACUGGGUCGGGAGCGACUUUGCAAAAAAUGCAGGAGUGGGACUGGUCGUCAGAAUGAAAGACAGCACCAAAGACACCGACGCAACAAUCCUAGAGCAUAUUAAAGCUUCGUUUGAGAGAGACUGGAGGUCACGUUACGCCAAGAACCUACAAAAAAGCAAGGAUCAGCAGGGGAAAUAUAGACUCUUGCAGUGGUCUAAAAGUCAAUGGGAAACCAAGGAGGAAAAGGAGUGGAACAACCCUUUAUGAGCACAUAAUUCUGCUACUACAUCUUUAUGCUGCUGUCUUUGCCUGAGUACUGCAGAUUCUGCAAACAUGUGCACAGAUGAAAGUGUAUAAUCAGACUAAUUAACCUAAAUCUGAAUUUGCAACAUUAAUCUGAAAUAUUAAUCAAAAUAUUGUUUUGACUCAGCUGCAAAAUACACCAGUGGUAACUAUAUAUACUCAGUGAGCUGUGAUGAGCGCAUGCACCUACUACUGCAUGACCAAUGCAACCAAUAUUCAACUGCACUCUAUAUGCAAGCAACAUCAUAGCAAAAAUAUGUGCUGUUUGUGAAAUCUACUUACCACAUCCUUCAGUUUUCCUUAAUGAUGCAUUAUUUUUCUCCUGUAGAUUAAGUUUACAAAUUAUUUGUGCGAUCAAAGAAUGAAUUAGUUUUAAUUUAACAGUAAAGAACUUGUUACUGUUACUCAGAGGCGCUUUAUUCAGUGUGAAUCAUCUGAUUGAAAAUGCGUCAUUUUUUUUCCAGUUGGUGCAGAGCUCUGCAGGAGUAUUAACAUGUUUACACACAUUAUAACCCAACGGGAGCAUCAUGGCCAUGGACUUGAGCAUGAGGUAUAAUGGUCAGUGUCUUUUUUUGCCGGUUCAGAAAAUUGACAAUUUGCUGUAAGUGAAAGAAUCAUGAAUUCUGUUCUCAACCAGAAAAAUCCUGAAGGAAGACUUCUGGACAUGACCUUCAGGUCACACAAACAUUUUCACAUGAUGCCACUUUGGUUUGCACACGCGUUUUCCCGUAUUAAACGAAAUCAUAAUUUUAAAGCUG
Poecilia reticulata (guppy) is the source of this 2519-nucleotide messenger RNA. RefSeq names its product phospholipase D family member 5 (gene pld5). Gene Ontology annotation, molecular function: catalytic activity. NCBI's taxonomy places the organism in Eukaryota, Metazoa, Chordata, Actinopteri, Cyprinodontiformes, Poeciliidae. The record is from RefSeq and is a predicted model, not a curated record.